Molecule: messenger RNA, 540 nt
Organism: Schistosoma mattheei
Lineage: Eukaryota; Metazoa; Platyhelminthes; Trematoda; Strigeidida; Schistosomatidae
Source: the annotation of a GenBank genome assembly
AUGGAUAGAAUAUUUUUUAUAUGUUAUUUAAUUAUACAUUUAUGUGCAGCAUUUGGUUUAUUAAUACCACGUUCAUCUGAAUAUAAUGUUGUCGAAUUUCUACGUGAAUAUCGAUUAAAAAAUUAUAAUUCAACAUUUUUUGAAAAUGAAACAAUUACAAUAAAUAAUUAUCAAAUUAAAACAACUGAAUUACCUAAUAAUAAUAAUAAUAAUAAUAAUCAAUUUAUUGAUAAAAUAGAAAUCAAUAAACAAUUAAAUAACGUAGAUACUAAAAAAUCGAUAAAUUCAGAUAUAAUUAAUAAUGAAAAAACCAUUUUAAUUAAUGAAAAUAAACAUAAAUAUGAUAUGACAAAUUCAUUAGAUAAUAUGAAUAAUUAUUUAUCACCUUAUCAACGAUUAGUUGAUCAACAAUCAAAUAUAUUAAAACAAUAUACUGAAGAAAAUAUUAUUGAUAAUGAUCUAAUUUUACGUAAAUCAGAUCAAUUAAAAAAUCAAUUAAACAAAAGAACUAAUGAUCAUGAAUUAAAAAAUUCUAAUUGA